Molecule: messenger RNA, 753 nt
Organism: Cylicostephanus goldi
Lineage: Eukaryota; Metazoa; Nematoda; Chromadorea; Rhabditida; Strongylidae
Source: the annotation of a GenBank genome assembly
AUGUCAAAGUUUUCAUGUGGUUAUUAUACAAUCGUGAGAGGUUCUGGUACACCUGGCUCAGCUGUCAUCACCGCAGAACUCUCUGGAAGAAACAACCAGCGUCAUAAUUUGAAGAGUAAUGUAGAGCUCAAGUUUGUGAAUCCUGUAACGGCAGAUCCACCUAAUCUCGUCCUAUGGAAUGAAGUCGUGGCAUUGGGCAAAGUUAGACUGAACCAUGGAUCUGGUUAUUUCCGAGUGCAUGAACUCCCAGGUGCACCUUUCGAAGCAUCUGUAAAAGAUAGCAUGGUCAUGGUCACUCCAAAAGCUCAAGGAGGCGGUUCACUUCGUAUAGAGGAUCUUUGCGUAAGUGGUGAUCCUCUCGAUAUCCCCGUUAAGAUCACUGACAUCCACUCACUUGUCAUUUAUGGACCGCAGUUUAUGGAAGUAGGAUCCGAAGCUGAGGUAUAUGUUGACGCAGUCGAUGAAGCCGGUAGUUCGUUCUCUAGAGAUCAUGGUGCACUUUCCAAUGCUGUUAUCGAAUCCGCUGAUCCUGCGGUGCACAUCACCAAGAUCUCUGGGUCGCGUUAUAAAGUUAAAGCUCUUUCCACGGGAGCCGUUUCACUGACGUCAUCAGCGAAAUCAACCUCUGGUAAAACCCUGAACGCUCGCCCCCAUACCAUACAAGUGUUUUCAUCGUUUACUCUCCAUCCGCAAAAGAUCACUGUCAUCCCGGAAAGCACUUUUCAGGUGAAAUCACCUCGUUAUAAUCAUUGA